Neltuma alba is the source of this 393-nucleotide messenger RNA. RefSeq names its product bZIP transcription factor 11-like. Gene Ontology annotation, cellular component: nucleus. The coding region runs from base 1 to 393 and encodes 130 amino acids. Gene Ontology annotation, biological process: positive regulation of DNA-templated transcription. Lineage: Eukaryota; Viridiplantae; Streptophyta; Magnoliopsida; Fabales; Fabaceae. Gene Ontology annotation, molecular function: transcription cis-regulatory region binding; DNA-binding transcription factor activity. The transcript has a single exon. The record is from RefSeq and is a predicted model, not a curated record.
AUGAGAAUGCAGAAGCAUCUGGAGGAUCUGGGGGCUCAGGUGGCACAGCUCAAGAAAGAGCCUCCCCAAAUACUCACGAGCGCCAAUGGCAGCCCGGAACAUUACUCCAGUGUUCACCAUGAAAUCUCUGCUCUUCGAGCUCAAGUGACUGAUCUGUGCGCCAAGGUCGAAUCUCUCAACAAAAGAAUCAACCACUUGACUGCCACCAACAAUGCAGCUUCUGCAAAGCCCUCCUAUGACCUCCCUGACUUCAAUCGAUUUACAGUUCCUCCAACCUGGUUCCCAGAUUACCCCCCUCUGGAUCUCUUUUUGAAAGAAUUUGAUGGAGGUGGAAGUGGAACUGGGAGUGGUGUUGCAAGUGGAAGUGGAAUUGGAAGUGGGAGUGAGUUUUAA